UGAACAGGAGAUAGUCAAUACUCGUUUUCAGAUUAGUCCUUCUGGAAAGCUUGUUCAGAUUGAGCAUGCUUUGACUGCUGUUGGCUCUGGACAAACUUCUCUCGAAAUUAAAGGUUUUGCAUUCCUUUGAAUUCUCUCAAACUAUGCCGCCAAAAAAGUCCAAGAAGAAGAAUAUAUCAACUCAACAUGAAGUCACACAACCCCAACCCAAUCAAUCCCAACCUAUUCCAUAUCUUAUUCAACCCCAACCCACUCCACCUCAACCUAUUCCAUAUCUUAUUCAACCCCAACCCACUCCACCUCAACCUAUUCCAUAUCUUAUUCAACCCCAACCCACUCCACCUCAACCUAUUCCAUAUCUUAUUCAACCCCAACCCAAUCAACCUUUAUCUCGAUCACGGCCUAAACCCACCCAAUCUCACACUCAACCUUCUCAACCUCAUCCUAGUCAACCUCAAUCUCGACCUAUCCCUUCUCAACCACAUCCUAGUCAACAUCAAUCUCGAGCUAUCCCUUCUCAACCACAUCCUAGUCAACAUCAAUCUCGAGCUAUCCCUUCUCAACCUCAACCUCAUUCUCAACAUCCAUCUCAUUCUCGUCCUCAUUCCACCCAAUCUCACCCUUUACCAACUCAACCCCAACCCAAUCAACCUCAAUCUCGAUCACGGCCUAAACCCACCCAAUCUCACACUCAACCUUCUCAACCUCAUCCUAGUCAACCUCAAUCUCGACCUAUCCCUUCUCAACCACAUUCUAGUCAACAUCAAUCUCGACCUAUCCCUUCUCAACCACAUCCUAGUCAACAUCAAUCUCGAGCUAUCCCUUCUCAACCACAUCCUAGUCAACAUCAAUCUCGAGCUAUCCCUUCUCAACCUCAACCUCAUUCUCAACAUCCAUCUCGACCCAUCCCUUCUCAAAUUAUGGUCAUUGAAGCCCCAUCUUCAUCUAGCCAUGUUAGUGGAGACACCGUUGGAACUAAAAUCCCAAUACUUCCGGAAGGUGAUGGGUUUGAUCAUCAUAAAUUGGUAGUUGCAGAAAUUUCCCACAUCAUACGCACUCAUUUGAGUGAGGGAAAACCAUCAUGGAAGAAAUUAUCAUCUAAUCAAAGAGAUUCUUUCUUUGACUUAUUUCAGAAAAAGUUUUCAUGGCCACCGGAACACAAGGUUACGGUGCGACGUAACUUUGAAAGAAGAGGUGCAGCAAAGAUGUCUCAGCUACUACAAGAUGUUCGCAAAGACUUGGAGUAUAGACCGGGUUGGAUGGGAGCUGAUGUGUGGCAGCAAUUAUUGGAACAUUGGAAUUCGUUAAAGUUUAAAAAAACAUCUGAGACGAAUAAAAGAAACCGGUCUUCUAUGGAUGGCGCAUCUCUUCACACUGGAGGGUCUAUUCCUCAUCGUUUGCAUUGGAAAAGAAUGAGAAAGGAAAAGGGUGCAGAUCCAUCAUUGACCGAGUUCUAUUUUCGCACACAUCGGAAAAAGGAUCAAAGUUGGGUUGGAGUUCAUGCUGAAUCUGCAUAUGAUAAAUUUGAACAGAAAAAGUUGGAGAUUUCUUCUCAGAAUCCAACUAUUCCAGGAGAGGACGAAGCUGAUAGUCAACCAACUAAUGAAAUUCCACCUGAUUUGGAUAUAUGGGUAGAGUCGGUUGGAAAGAAGAAAGGGAAUAGGGUAUUUGGUCUUGGAACCGCAUCUAAGACUUUGGUUUCUGUAUCAAAGAAACCCUCAAGUCUUUCAAGUGACUCUCAAGAGGUUGAUGUUUUGAGAAGUCAAGUCCACGCCUUAAAUGCAUCGUUGCAAAGACAAGAACAAGAGAAGAUGGUGAUGAGGCAACAAUUGCAUCGACAAGAAGAAAAGAUGGCCGAAGCGAAUAAUAAAAUUUCAUUUUUAAUGAAUCAUUUAGGAUUUGUUGGUUCUUCUUCUCAUCCACCACAACCCACUAAUGAAAGUGAUCACGCAAAUGAAGAUGUCGUCGAUGAAACAGAUGAAGAAGACCUUAGUAAUGAAUUUUGAUUUGUACUUUUUUUU
Vicia villosa (hairy vetch) is the source of this 2021-nucleotide messenger RNA. RefSeq names its product pollen-specific leucine-rich repeat extensin-like protein 2. Gene Ontology annotation, biological process: transposition. The record is from RefSeq and is a predicted model, not a curated record. NCBI's taxonomy places the organism in Eukaryota, Viridiplantae, Streptophyta, Magnoliopsida, Fabales, Fabaceae. The coding region runs from base 144 to 2006 and encodes 620 amino acids. The transcript is spliced from 6 exons.